AUGGAGGCUCCUUCCCAGAAACGGGACAUCAAUGAGCUCCUGACCACGGGAUACUUCAAGACAACGAGGGGCAAGAGCCCGUCGGGAGCUCCUACCUCGAGCAACGCGCACUCAUUCCUCGCAGCCUCUCACGAUGCCCCCCGCCAGCGCAGUCAAAGUCGAAACCGAAGCCCUCGCAGACGACUGCCUCCGCCUCCUCAGCCUUUCGUAGAAGACGAGCUGAAAUCUCUGGCCAGAGAGUCCUCUGCUUCUAUAAUUCCCUCGUACGACCCCCCGCUGCGGGGUAUCAUCGAGCAAAAUCCGAUUAUACUCGAGGCUGGUGUCACCAAGGACGAGGCUGCCAGAUUACAAACACAACCCUGCCCUGUGGAGAAGGACACAAACCCGGAAAGACGAUUCGUAUUGAUCCCCAAGUCCGAUACAUACUCUCCGAACGAAGCAGAAGAAGAUGAACCGAUGCGGAGGGAAAGGGAGAAGCCUCCAAGGCAGGAGGAAAGAAGGGAUACAGGACGCCCACCUAUCGAGAGACGAAGAAGCCGGCAAGACCUGCCAUCUCUCGAGACAAAAAUCCCCAGAGAAAUACCGCCACAAUACCGCCGAAGCACCUCUGCUUACGCUUCGAGUCCCAGAGAUAAUGAUCGGAUUCCCCAACCUAGCCCCUUUCGGAAGUCAGAAUCUCUACUGCUGUCACCAGAGAUUGCCAGGGGGAGCAAGGAUUAUUUCGGACAACCUCUCUCGCGCCAUGACAGCCAUGGUGCGCGAACUCCCACUCAUGUUGCAGACAAGCGGGCCAGCGGGGGGAGUUACUCGGCCCGUCCCGUAACACCCACAUCCGAGAAACGCCCCCAUGGCGAGUCUGGCACUCGAUCAAGGAGAAAUACAGGGGAAAAGAUGACGAGGCCCCAGCAGUUGUCGGCAGAGUUUAGUGACAAAAGAUCGGAGAGACAACAUUCGCCGAAUUCGGCUCGCUCAUCAAGGUCUUCAAACCAGUCCGCGAGGCGGUACUACAGCAGUAGUGAAGAUGAUAUCGCUGAUAGUGGCUCGGACAGAGAACGCAGACGGCGUGGGGACACCGGCAAUGGGCAUGACAGACGCCGUCGAUCUCCGUCCAGAUCUAAUAGGUCGUCAAUUGAGGUCAAACCUCUGUCUGUGACAUCCCCACUACUACCUUCACCGAAAGUCUCACCAAGCCAGAUACAAAGAGGAGACCCAUUUGAGAGGAGUGAAAUAUUUCCAAGGGAUCCACGAAACAGAAGGAAAGAUCAGAACGAUUCGCGAGAUGUGUCUCCCUUCUCUCCUGCAGAGGAUGCUCCACGUGCAGACCGACUGAACCCCAUUGAUCCUCGACCUUCCAAGUCUCGCCAGCCAAGUGCAGGCCCUUCUACAAAGGCACCGGCGCCGCCUCCGCACUUAGUUCCGAUUCCAAUACCUUCCAAUAUCGGUCUUCAAUCACCUGGUGAUACGAGAAAGACACCCACAUAUGCAUCUUUUGACGAUAAGACACCUGCUGCGUCUAUGCCUCCGCCGACAGCGCCGUACUGGCAGCCGCCACCAUUCCAACCAGGCAACCUUGAAAAGCCGGUUGGCUCUUAUCGCCGAUUCUCAGAAGAUAUUGAGAGAGGCAGCGUUGCACCAUUGCCUUCUUGUCCUAGAAUAGCCCCCAGUCAAGGACGAACUGACUGGCUUACCUUGCCUCACUGUCCACGCUUCGACAUCUGUCCUUCUUGCUUCAACUCAAUCAUAGCUCCGACAGAAUUCCGGCAUCUCUUUAUCCCAUCACCUCGUCGCUCUCCAGAUACCGAAGUCCUCUGCGACUUUGGGAGCUCGCCGUGGUAUCGAAUCGCGUGGCUGCUGACACUAAAGGAGAAACGUAGAGAUCUGAAGCUAUUCUACGGACUCGCUGACAUCGCUACGAAAGUCCAGCCCUGUCUUGGUAAACACGAAGCAGUCCGGCAAUGGCAUUCCAUCAUUGAUCCUAAGACACGGGCACCUGUUCCGGGCUUCAGUGUCUGCUACAGCUGCGUCAAGAGCGUCGAGACACUUCUUCCAGCACUUCGAAAAAUUUUCGUCCAAGUAGAUUCCCACAGAUCGACAACAGGCCCUCGCGUCUGCAGCUUGAGAUUCGACAGCAAGCGCUUCAUCGAGUAUUUCGACGCUCUCGAAACGACAGCAGACAGAGCAGACUACGACGACCGCGAUCCCGAUAUGCGAGACGUUGCAAGCCUCGCUCGCAGAAUGGCAAGCAUGCCCGAAUGCCAACACGACAAAGAGCUCAUCGACCGCAAAUGGCAUAUCAUCACCCAGCUACCUGAGUUCACCGUCUGCGAAGAAUGUUUCGACGAUGUCGUGGAGCCGGAACUGGAAGAGCGGAAAGCAAUUCCUCUCUUGUUCAAGCAGACGUUACAGCGGAUCCCGAAGGCGAGCUGUCAAUUGUAUAGUACGAAGAUGAGGGGGAUCUUUAGGUUGGCAGUUGAUAGUGAUGAUUACAAGUUGUUGGCGGCGAAGGCGAGGGAGCGAAAAACACUUGAGUUGGCUUACAAGGCGAACGUUGCGGAGUUGAGGAGGAGUAGGGGGGGUCCGAUUAUUGAGAAUGAGAUGAGGCGGAUCGCGGAGGAGUGGAAGAAAUGGGAAUAG
Molecule: messenger RNA, 2634 nt
Organism: Hyaloscypha bicolor E
Lineage: Eukaryota; Fungi; Ascomycota; Leotiomycetes; Helotiales; Hyaloscyphaceae
Exons: 3
Coding region: 1-2634 (877 amino acids)
Source: RefSeq, a predicted model, not a curated record